Guillardia theta CCMP2712 is the source of this 765-nucleotide messenger RNA. RefSeq lists its product as hypothetical. Lineage: Eukaryota; Cryptophyceae; Pyrenomonadales; Geminigeraceae. The record is from RefSeq and is a predicted model, not a curated record. The transcript has 6 exons. Gene Ontology annotation, molecular function: protein binding. Bases 86 to 685 code for a protein of 199 amino acids.
CCUUUUAAGUUUCACAACUGGCACUGCGGCAAGUUACAUGCCUACCAUCUGCUGAGCCUUGCUGGGCUAACACGAGUCGGUGGCGAUGCAAGAGAGUUCUGAAAGCGUCAAACUCUGCGACGUCGUGGGCUGUUCGACAAGCCCACUGACACACCCUCGUCUGUGUGACUCAGUGUAUCUUGCCAGUGGUCCAAUCUUAAUUUGCUGGAGUUGGAAGACCGGCUCAAAACAAAUCUACAAGCAUACAGCUCCUGUAAGACAGGUCUGCAUCAACGACAAAGGCAAUAAAUUGGCAUUUGCAGAUGACAACAACAUUUUUAUCAUCGAUGUAGCGACAUUCAAGGUCUCAGACCCUCAAACAGAGUCAGGAAGACAUGCGAACAAGCAUAAGGCGAUGUUUCUUGGUUCGCAUGUUCUUCAGUUGGAAUUCAUUGGCGAUCGUGAGUUGAUAUCGCUCGAGGCGUUCGAUAGCGGAAGCAUGGCUCAACGAGUGGGACUGUGGCAUGUCAAGUCUGAGGAGGGAGUGGAAGCGAGUCAUACCUCCUAUCUGGGAAACCAUGAGCCUCCUGCUCUCAAGUGCGUCCCUUCCACUUCCGACCGGGUUUUCUUCCUCUCCUCAACAGCCGUGCGAUGUGCAGUGAUCGCACGCGAUGGUUUGUGCGGAGUGAAAGUGUGCAUGGCGUGAGAAAAGCAGCAGGUGAAUCAAGACAGCUCGAGUUCUCUUGGAGACACGGAAGUGAAGGAUCUGAGACUUUCAUCGAUGCA